Molecule: messenger RNA, 1005 nt
Organism: Gadus chalcogrammus (walleye pollock)
Lineage: Eukaryota; Metazoa; Chordata; Actinopteri; Gadiformes; Gadidae
Product: olfactory receptor 2AT4-like
Exons: 1
Coding region: 1-1005 (334 amino acids)
Biological process (GO): G protein-coupled receptor signaling pathway
Cellular component (GO): membrane
Molecular function (GO): olfactory receptor activity; G protein-coupled receptor activity
Source: RefSeq, a predicted model, not a curated record
AUGAACCAGAGCUUCCUCUAUACGGCGCUGUCUCUGACUGCCUACAGCCCCCCAGGCCUGCUGAACUAUGUCUUCUUCGUGCUCUGCCUGCUCCUGUAUGUGUUGACUCUGUGUGCUAAUGUUCUUCUGAUUGCUCUGAUCCUCAGUGACCCCAACCUCCUCAAGCCCAUGUACACCUUCCUGCUGCACCUGGCUCUCAAUGGCAUCGUGGGCUCGUGCGCUGUGUGUCCCAAGGUGAUGCAGAGCCUGCUGUCCCGCGAUCCCUUCAUGUCCUACGGGGGCUGUCUGCUGCAGGUGCUCUUCGUCAAUGUGUAUGGGUCCUGUGCCUACGCCAUCCUGGCGGUGAUGGCUUACGACCGCUACAUCUCCAUCUGCAAGCCGCUGCAGUACCACACCAUCAUCACCCCCGGCCGGGUCCGGGGGCUGCUGGCCGCCGCCUACCUGUUCCCCGUGGGGCUGACGGCGGUGCAGGUGUACCUCACGUCUCAGCUGCCCCUCUGCCGCUUCGCCGUCAACAAGAUGUUCUGUGACAACCUGGUGGUGGUGAAGCUGGCGUGCUUCAGAAGAGACCUGGACAACGUGUACGGCCUGUUCAUCGUCUGCAGCCUGGUGCUGUUCCCCUUGGUCUGCGUGCUGCUCUCCUACAUGCAGAUCUUAUCCGUCAGCUGGAGGGCCUCCAAGGCCUCGCAGCGGAAAGCCCUGAGCACCUGUGCUCCUCACCUCAUCAUCUUCAUCAACUUCUCCACCAUCAUCUUCUACUCUGUGCUGUACAACCGGAGGGACAGCGUGUCGGUGCUGGGGAACUUCCUGAACUCCACCCUGUUCGCCCUGCUGCCCCCCCUCUUCCACCCCCUGGUGUACGGUCUCAGGACCAAGGAGAUCCAGCGCUCCAUCCAGAAGCUGCUCCUCGCCGCCCCGCCCCGCCCCGGCCCGGCGCUGCCUCACCUACGGGUCGUACCUGUCGACCGGAGUCCGCAUCCGGCCUCACGGCGGCUGGGGAGCUGA